Messenger RNA from Bradysia coprophila, 1879 nucleotides. RefSeq names its product esterase B1-like. Lineage: Eukaryota; Metazoa; Arthropoda; Insecta; Diptera; Sciaridae. The record is from RefSeq and is a predicted model, not a curated record.
AAAAAUGUCAUUUUAUCAUUAUGUGCCACUUCUUAAAAUCAUCGAAUGAUAACGACUCGUAAAUGUAUAAUUUCAGUCGAAAUGUAUAGAGGCAAUGCAAAUGCUAAAAUAGAGUCAGUAAGUUUAUCAAGUGAUAGACACCGGUGAAAAGUUAAGCUUUCAAAAGAGAAUACCUACUGCGGCCAUAUUUUCAUCCUGCAUGAUCUUUUAAUCAAAUUAGAAACAAGCAAACAUUUAACAAAAUGUCUGGAGCGACAAUAAUUGUUGAUACAAACUAUGGACCUCUGCGCGGUCAUCAGAGGAAAUCUGCCGUAGGUGAAAAGUUUUUCAGUUUUCGUGGUAUUCCUUACGCAAAGCCACCCAUUGGUGACUUGAGAUUUAAGGAUCCCCAACCUGUCGAUCCAUGGUUCGAACCAAAAGAUUGCACAGAACCUGGUCCGGCCUCACCUUCUUUCAAUAUCAUGACCAAUACAGUUGUUGGUGACGAAAACAAUCCUUUGGUACUAAACGUUUACACAAAAGAGCUUUCACCUCGAAAAUUGCUGCCUGUAAUGGUUUGGAUACAUGGAGGGGCAUUUAUAUUCGGCGACUCGUCGGAAAUGUUGUAUGGUCCAGAUUAUCUUUUAGCCGAUGAAAAUGAUAUCGUUUUCGUUUCGAUGAAUUAUCGACUUGGUGCUCUGGGAUUUCUCAGUAUUGAUGAUCCUAGUGUUGGUGUGCCUGGAAAUGCCGGUCUAAAGGAUCAAGCUCUUGCCCUCAAAUGGGUUCGACAGAAUAUCCACCAUUUCGGUGGCAACAACAAAAAUGUUACUGUCUUUGGAGAAAGUGCAGGCGGUACCAGUGUUCAUUGGCACAUGUUAUCAAACUUUUCCAAGGGACUGUUUGAUAAAGCUAUCGUGCAGUCCGGUUCAGCAUUGUUAUCAUGGGCAAAUGGUCCUCGCAGUAACCAACCAGAACGUUUAGCAAAAAAACUGGGAUGGGAUGGUGUUGGUGGUGACCAGAAACUAGUUGAAUUUUUGAGGAGCAUAGAUUUCUCUGAGUUGAUUCGGGCUCAGAAUAUUUUGACAGAAAGCGAAAAGCAAGAGUGGAUUUACUCUGCCUGGGUUCCAAGCGUCGAACCGUACACUGCCGAACAGAGUUUUUUCACUGAAAACCCUUUGGCAACAUACAAAUCUGCAUGGGGUAACAAAAUCCCAUUAAUCAUUGGCGGUACAGUUGACGAAGGUCUUCUGCUUUACCGUGAAGUAAUGGCCGAUACUGAAUUUUACAUUGGAGCGAAUGCCUUCAAAAAUGUGAUCCCGAAAACAUGGAAUCUGCCCACUGACAGAGUCGAAGAGUUUGCCCAGCAAUUAAAACAAUUUUAUCUGGGCAACGAUGAUGUCACGAAAGAUAUCGGAAAAUUCUUCGACAUUCUGUCGGAUGUAACUUUUUUGCACGGUAUUCAUUUGGCUAUUGUAGGUAGAUUGAGUGACGAAUUUUCAGCUCCGACAUAUUUUUAUCGAUUCGCUUUCGCUGGAAAUCCUAAAUAUAACAUGAUCAGACAGGUCCUAGUGCCGAAUGAUGUGAAAGGUAUUUGCCAUGGUGAGGACAUUGCAAGUUUAUUUAAGGCUGCAAUGAUAAAGGAACCAGUAAUUAACAGUGCCGAUCACAAAACCAUCGAUAGAAUGACAAGAAUGUUCACAAAAUUCGCCGCUACCGGCAACCCAAACUGUGAUCUUAUUCGCCCAAUCGUUUGGAGUCCAUUGGAGAAACAAUCAAUCCCGCCAUUUAAGUGUUUGAAUAUCGAUGAGGAUGUGUCUUACAUAUCCUAUCCCGAAGCGAAACGAAUGGAUUUUUGGGAUUCAUUGUUUAAGGCAACGCUUUAACCCAUUUCUAAGUUUUU